AUGCUCUCGUUCCUCUCCGCGACCCCCGCGCUGCGCGUCCCCGCGCCGAUGAUGCAGCUGCAGACCGGCGUCGGCACCAUGGCGGCGGCCAUUGCAGACAUCGCACAUGAGCCAAAGGCCUCCGGCUCGACGACGAAGGCGUCGCAGUCGACGUGCCCACGUCGCGUGGGCACCUUUGCAACGCCGCCUACCGGCGCCCACAGCGUGCUCUAUCUCAUCCUCGACGACUGGAGCCACGCGGCGCACUGCGUACCAUCGCGCAACAGCUUUCUCUCGGGCCGAAGCCCCGAGACGACGCGCGUGCUGGGCUCAGUGGACCGCGCACAGGCGCUCCACGACGGGACGGGACGGGACCCGCACAGCACCUAUGCGAACAAAACCAGAUGUGGGGCAUCGUGGACGUCGCUUCCGGAGCAUUUUCACACGCAGGGCUGGCAUGUCUUCGGUGCAGGCAAGAUCUUCCACGGUGGGCAGACCAACAGUGAGAUGGCGCUGCGAUACAGCCCGAAGCAAGCGCGGUCCUACCUGAAGCACAACUACGGCGCGUGCCCACGCGAUGGAUGCGAGAUCCGUCGCAUUACAGACUCCCAACGGCCUUCCCGAGGCGCCAUCGACUUCUGCGUCGUGGAUGAUGACAGCAAGCUCUUCGACGAGAUGCUCGCCGAGCGCACGAUCCACCAGCUGGACGAGGCGGUGCGGAUGCAGCGCUCUGGUGGGCGGCCCUUCAUGGUCAUGGCUGGCUUUGUCAGGCCGCACGCGCCGUGGAUGGUGCCGCGGCGCAAGUGGCUCGAGCUAAACAAGCACGGCGCUCUCGACGCGUGCUCACUUUACGAGACCACCUUCUCAGCCACGAACGCCGCGAAUAUCGGUUGCCAGCGAAGCCCCAAGACGUGGCUGGUGCCCGAGCAGUCCACCAACAACACGUGCUCAUUCGCCGAGAAGGAUCUGCUGGACGGUCUGGAAUGCGGCAGGCCCAUCGACACCUCGGUACGAACCGAAGCGCGCCGCGCAUACUUUGGCGCGCCGCAACCAGCGGGCCCCGCAGAGGUGGAAUGGCCGCUCGAAGGAAAAGACGUGAGUGUCGUCUUCACCAAGCAAAUCCCUCUCCAGCAGUCCACGGAAGGCUUCGAAGUCGCCUUCUCGCAGUUCUUUCGCUGCAACGCCGUUUCCGGCAGAUGUGAGCCUCCUGAAGCCGAGCCAUGGGCAUCAGGGCCUGGGUGGCAUUGCCUCUGCACGUGCAGCGAAGAGAAGGACGCCGCCAACGGGCCAUUGUUCAUGGGCUACGCGGUGCGCACGUUCCGGUUCCGUUACGUUGCAUGGAUGCGCUGGUCCAACGGCUCCGCACUGUGGGGCACGCCGCCGGUCGCUGAGGAGCUCUACAUGUAUGACCUGCAGUCGGGCAUGCAGUCGGGAAGACGAGCUCUCCACCACCCCGCGGCCAGACGAGGUUUGCAGCCCGCAAACACGACGACGGCGUCCGGCGCGAUUUUUGGCGGGCCGUCUGGGGAGGAGUGGCAGGAGCUCGAGCGGUGGGCCACGCUCUGCCCACGCGUGUACGAGGCGAAGGACCUGUCGCGCUCUCCGACCUACGCCAAGACGAAGCAGAUCCUGCUCGAGCGCGUGCGGAAGCGGUUUGAGCCGGGGUAUGUCGCCUCGUUGCCGUGGCCUCCGUGGGGCAAGCCGGCUGAGCCGCAGGUGCUCGUAGAUGAUGUGACGGGUAGUCGGGAUAGAUAG
This is a messenger RNA of Emiliania huxleyi CCMP1516, 1734 nucleotides long. RefSeq lists its product as hypothetical. Bases 1 to 1734 code for a protein of 577 amino acids. The transcript has 3 exons. The record is from RefSeq and is a predicted model, not a curated record. Gene Ontology annotation, molecular function: iduronate-2-sulfatase activity. Lineage: Eukaryota; Haptophyta; Isochrysidales; Noelaerhabdaceae.